This is a messenger RNA of Epinephelus fuscoguttatus (brown-marbled grouper), 7132 nucleotides long. It is a transcript of the gene n4bp2, whose product is annotated as NEDD4 binding protein 2. The transcript is spliced from 16 exons. Lineage: Eukaryota; Metazoa; Chordata; Actinopteri; Perciformes; Serranidae. Gene Ontology annotation, molecular function: ubiquitin binding. The coding region runs from base 212 to 5761 and encodes 1849 amino acids. The record is from RefSeq and is a predicted model, not a curated record.
UCUCUGGCGGACUUGGCAGUAUUCACGCUUUCUGAUGUAUUUCCACCACUUGGAGUGCUGUUAGAUAGCAUAACCUUGAGUUGUUGCACUUUGGUUACUCCACAGAAUCAUGGUUUCAGCUCCGGGACACCCCCAGGUAGCUCCAGCGCUACUUAGUUAGCUCCAUGUAGCCGCUAACGAGAGCAACCGGCGGCUACAGCCCGGAUAGGGAAUGCCUCGGAGAAAGAAAAACAGCCAAAGCCCGGCCAGAGUCCCCGGCGGACCGCCAGAGGGGGGAAGCCUCGGCCACAACACCAGCUACCGACUACCUCAGGGAUUUGACGGUGCCAUGGCGAACAACUUUCCAUCCAGCACCUCGCUCCCCAGCUCCGUCAAGGAGAACAUCGUCAAAAGCAUGCAAGAGAUGUUCUCACACCUGGAGCCAGAAGUUAUAUACAUCGUGCUGUCCGAGUGUGAUUUCAAAGUUGAAAAUGCAAUGGACUCUCUCUUGGAGCUGUCUGUGGCUGCUGAAGUUGUAGCCCCUAUACAUUCUCCAGUCUCUGGCUUUGAGCGCACUGCUGCAGCCCUGCUCAGCCCUCGCCACUUUUCUGAACCUAGACCAGACCCAGACUCCUCCAAUCCAUCACAGCUGCCCUCCUCUCCCCCCUCCACCAACCUCCUGACAGCAGACCUGGACCUGCUAGUUGAUCAGGAGCUGGAGACACUGGACGCACAACAAGGCGUUAAGGAAGAGCAUGGCAGCAGCCAGUAUUUAUCUAUUGGCACCUCGCUUUCCUCUUUCCCCCCACCACCAAUCCCACAGCAGGUCCUCCCUGAGCUGCUUCAGUCCAGCCUGCAGCCUGGAUCUAGAGGGCCCUCUGGAGGUGACCUGGUGGAGCAUGUUUCUGAACCUUCCUCUCCGCUCGACCAGCUCAGCACUUGGGAAGAUAAGACUGUUGAAGAGCGGCAGUCGAUGGUGGAUUUCACACAUCUGAUGACAGAGAUGCCUGCAGAAAAGCCGAAACCUCCUUUGGACCUGGCAGCUUCAGGACGUCCCUCAGCUUUCCAGGUGUAUAAAAAGCAAGACCUAUCGCAUGCUCUCUCAGAAAAGGCCGGGGUCAUGCCCCCUAAAGUAGUAGUUGGAGGUGCAAGAUCUAAGGUGAACAUGUUGAAUCAGGUGCCUCUAGGUUACAUGCCGUCACCCUGGAAUCUACAGGCACCAGUGUUUUCUCCUCGUAUCCAUGGGAACCAGGGGCCAGCCUUCAUUACCCCUGUAGCUCAAACACCGUCCAACUGGCCUGGCCAACCCAGGCAUGUCUCUCCCUGGCUGAUUCAGGGCCCGGUCAGCCAAGCACCUCUCAAACCUUCUGCUACUAUUCCAAAAUCCUGGGCCCUGCCUGCUGCUCCGCAUCCUCCUGCGCAGUACAGCAGGCAUCGUUUGGAAGGGAGGGUCCUUGUUCUGCUACGUGGUGCUCCAGGAUCUGGCAAGUCGACCAUGGCUAAAGCCUUGUUAGAGCAUAACCCAGGUGGAGUUAAACUGAGCACCGACGACUUCUUCACUCGCCAUGGAAAAUAUCAGUUUGACCCCACUGCUCUGGGGGAGGCCCAUGACUGGAACCAUAAACGAGCUAAGGAGGCUUUUGAAAGGGGCGCAACCCCCAUCAUCAUUGACAAUACCAACAUGCAAGCCUGGGAAAUGAAACCCUAUGUGGCUCAGGCACUGAAACAUGGAUAUAAGGUGCUGUUCAGAGAGCCAGACACUUGGUGGAAGAACAAGCCCAGAGAACUGGAGAGACGCACCACACACAACGUGCCAGCGGAAAGGAUCAGACGCAUGCUUAAUGGCUAUGAGCGCUUCGUCACGGUGCAGUCCAUCAUGGGUUCACAAAUGCCUGAGAUAAAACAGCAGCUCCUUCUGGCGAACAGAAAUUCACAGCUGGUGACUUCUGAAACACCUCGUCCUGACCUUGUAGGGCAGCCUGGAUUGGCUGAGGAAUCUAAGAAAUCCCGCCCUCAGCUGUAUUCCUCCCUCCCUGAUGUGUCCUCUAUUGGUCGCUCCAGCGAAGUGGGAAUAUUAAAAGACAGCACCCACAAAUCUACGGAGUCCCUCAAUUUCCAGCCAACUGGAACACUUCCGGAGAACAAUGAAAUGCCCGAUGGAGAUGACGACGUGGAUUUGGGGGAAUUAGAUUCUGAGUUGGACGCCCAGUUGGAGCUGAAUUGUCCAACAGGAGAUCAGAGAAUCCCCGACUGUAUUGUGGAAUCAGUGAUGAGCGAAGAUCAUCGUGGGGAAGAAAUACCUGUAGCUUUCUCUGAGUCUAUUGCACAAAGAGUGAAGAGAGAAAGGCCGAGCAGGAGGUCUGACUUGGACAGGUUGGAGCCUGCAGAUCUAGUGAAAGAUACUAACCAAUCUAACAGUGAGGCGAAGGAGAAAGAAAAGACAAAGGAGGCAGAAGAGGUUGAGAUGGUGAGGGAUGGGGAGGAGAUGGAAAUGCCUGAGAUAUUGGAUUUUGUAGGAGAUUGGCCUUGUGAAGAGUCCCUUGAACAGCGACAGGUGAGGAGAAGAGAAAGGCAUAAAGAUGGAAAUGGGCAGGAAGACGAAGGUGUAUCUCAAGAAGCUAAUGACAAUCCAGUGCAGUCGGGACCCAAUGUGGCAGAGUUUCAGAAGCUUCUUGAUCUUAUUCAGACAGGAGUAGCUGACAUUCAGGCCUGCUCUUCACAUUCAUCCUCCCUUUCCCUGAGCUCUGGAGAGGAACUGGAGAGAGGCGAGGAGGCAGGUGGCAGGUUUGAGGAGUCAGUCGGCAGUAGAUCUAACAUAGAUGAGAGGGAACAAAACAUGAACCCAGGUAACGGCAGCAGAGGUGAAUUACCUGACUGUGUGUUAGACUGGAGACCAGCUGACUCUUGUAAGGUCAGGGAAUCGAGGAUUGAUAAUUGGGAGGGACUUAAAAAUGAAAAUGAAGCAAGUAAUACCACAGAUAAUGUAUUGGAGAUUGGUAGAGAAACAGAGUCUGUGGAUCUGAAAUCAACCAACCCAACCAAUCUCCUCUCAGCUCUUUCUACUGACUCAUUAGUUGUCUCCAAAACAGUGGAGGCAGCUGUAUGGCAUGAUGGAGAGGGAAGCUAUAAUAUUGAAGGUGAGGUUGGUACAGAGCCUGCUGCUGCUCAUACUGAUACAGACAGGAAUAACUGCACAGAGCUUGGCAGAGAUACUAGAGGUGAGGCUGAAGGGAGUCAUAUUAGUGAGAGUCCUGUGUGUGAGGGCUCUGUGGAAGCAGAAAGCAGUUCUUUCAGUGGAGGCAGUCAGGAGAGAAAGCAGCGCCAUGGUCGUAGAUCAGGGAAACAGUGCAAACUUGCCCUCACCUUUACUCAGAACUGUCCCGACUCUUCACUGAAUCCCCUUGAAUGUCCCAAUAACACAGCUCAAAGUGUAGACAGCACUCAGAGUAGCAUUGACACAGAUGUUGAGCCUAACUGUAACAUUAGCCCUAAGCCUGACCUGUUCACCGAGUCCAAAUCUGAGGCACACUUGCAGCCUCCUUCCCCACUUCCUCUGGUAGACACAGGUAGCCCCACCCAGACAGAACCUCAAGACUUUGCCCUUCUUUGGCGUCUCAAUCGUCAAGACAGCCUUGAUGAUGCAGUUGUCGCUGCGUGCAGCCACCCCAGCGACAUCACAGUCCUGUCUGGAGACUCUUCUCGCUUUGUGCCGGAGCUGUCCUCUGCAGUCUCUGCAGCAGUUGCAGUUCACCCAUCUGGCCAAAAAGAGGUGCCCUACCGCGUGGUGCACGAGAAAGGCACACAGGUGGAGGAGAAAGAGCUCGGGGCAACUCAAGACCGGCUCGAGAGCCUGCGCAUUCUCAGCCGCCAUUUUAAAUUGGUUAGUUUUGACACGUUGGAAGAUCUGUAUGACAAAUGCCAUCAGGACCUAGAGUGGACCACCAACCUGCUGCUGGACUCUGGAGAGAGGUUCUUCAGAGAUGAUGAUGUUGAGAAAGAGGAGGAGGGUGGUGCUAGGGGUGAAGAUAAGCAGAACCCAUCCCGUCUGUGUGGGGCUUUAGGCAGGAUGAGCAUCACCCUAGAUAAGGAUCACCCUGAAGACUGGCCAAAGGGAGAGCCAACUGGGUUGGAGGAGGCGACUCAGCAGUUAAGCUUUGGGACAGUCAGUGAAUCAGAUGAGAACUCCAGUAAUACAGAUGUGCAAAUCUUCGGGGGUGCAGCUGUUCCAGUUAGAAACAAAGAUCAUCCUGAUACAACCUCACUCUUAAAAACAUCUCCUCAAACAGAGCCUAAUCUGCCUCUUGCAGUAAAUGAAGGAGAGAGAUGUGGUGACGCUGAACACAAAGUAACAUCAGAGGCCGACCUAGAAGGCGGCGCUUGGGGUGGAAGCUUAGAUGAUGUAGUGAUAAUUGAAGAGUCAAGAAUCGAGAUUGAGGAUGAGAUUGCCAGCAUGGAUGAGAUCCACCGGCUGCUGCAGGCUGAGCUAGAGGACAUGGAGAGAGAGCAAAAGCAAAAGGCGGAUGAGGAGAGGACGGAAAAGAGGCAUGCGAAGGAGAGGAGGAGCAGACACCUGGACAUUCAGUGUGUGGAGCUGAAACUACCCACUGAGCUGGCACUGCAGCUGACUGAACUGUUUGGUCCUGUCGGAGUAGACCUAGGUACAUGUUCCACUGAUGACUAUGCAGUGCAGAUGGACCUGAACAUGGCUAAACUGCUCCACCAGAAGUGGAAGGAAACCAUCCAGGAAAAGCAGAGACAAGCAACUCUUUCCUUUCACUUGCUUCAGGAAAGUUCAGCACACUGGGGUGAGACACAGACGGCCAAAUCUGGAUCACGAGACCGGACACAGCCACCACGUUUCUUGUUUGGUGCAGAUGAUUAUGCGUCGCUGGACAGCCAACCAGAGGCCCGUGGUCAGAUGCCAUUCAUGGACCACUGGAAUGUGUCCCGCCCUCAUGUGUCUCUUAGAGACAUCAUAAAAGAGCAGCAGGCUCUGCAGGAGAAUGUGAAGAAGACCAGACAAAGUCGCGCCGACCUAGACCGGCGUGAUGGAGCCUCCCUGCUGAAAGAGGACCAGCUGUACUCCCUCUUUCCCACCAUCGACCGGCAUUUCCUCAAGGACAUCUUCAGAGACCACAAUUACAGCCUGACACAGACGGAGCUGUUUCUUCGCUCUCUACUGGACGAGGAGCCCGUCAAGACAGUGGUCGCCCCAGAGGCUCCUCGCGCUGACCACUUCAGAGCAGCCAGCAAGGAGAGGGAGAAGAGGCAGAAGCCCCUGGAGCCAAUCGUACCUGACUAUCAGGAUACGGAGGACCCAGAGUAUGAGGACUUCAGGGCCGAGGCCAGCAUGCAGAGGAGCCGACAGCUGGAGAGUUUCUCCAAGGCUGCUGAGGCCUACAAGCAAGGGCGCAAACAAGUGGCUUCAUUUUACGCACAGCAGGGACACCUGCAUGGCCAGCGGAUGCGUGAGGCCAAUCACCGUGCAGCAGUCAAGAUUUUUGAGAGGGUCAACUCAUCACUGCUGCCCAGGAACAUCCUGGAUCUCCAUGGGCUGCAUGUAGAUGAGGCCCUGGAGCAUCUGGCCCAGGUCCUACAGGACAAAGCCACAGAAUGUGAGCAGGGUCUGUGUCGACCUCAGCUUUCUGUCAUCACAGGAAGAGGGAACCACAGCCAGGGGGGCGUGGCCCGCAUCCGCCCCGCCGUUAUAGACUACCUCACCAGCAAGCACUACAGGUUCACUGAGCCAAAGCCAGGUCUCAUGUUGGUCUCUUUGAAGUGAGAGGAACCUGGUUUAUUGGAUUCAAGCUAAAGCUGCUAUGGAGGACAACACACACACGCGCACACACACACAAACACACAUACACUGUGUCUCUCUCUCUCACUCUAUAGUGCUACAACACUACGUAUACAUUGACUACAGUUUAUACAGCAUAGUACACCUCGUUUCGUACUUCUGUCAGUCAGCUUUGGUCCUUUUUUUUUAUUAACUCUCUCUCCAUCUCUCUUUCCAUUGGUCUUAUGGCCACCAGAAAUUUAACUUAAUCCCAAUCUUAAUCAUUGUUAAAUUGAGGUUAAUUUUUGUUAAAAUCUUAAUCCUGAUUCAGAUCAUAAUAAAAAUAGUUCUUCUUUUUGUUUAUGAAAGAUAACUGCAUAGGUGUCAAACACAAAUAAGGUCUUCACAUGCAGUUGUAAUGCUAGAAUGUAUGUAAAUUUUACAGUUAAAAAUGUUUUAUAUUGUGGCGCAUUCUGCUUUACAUUUAUCUUCAUGUCUUUUAAAGAGCAUGAAAAAUCCCUGUGUUUUGGUUGGUUUUUAAUCCUCAUUAAUCGUCAGUAUUUGCUAAUCUGGAGUCAUGUUUGAGAAAUAAUGUGAGGAUUUUAGGAGACUGUUAUAGAAUCAUGACGGCAUACUGUCUACUUGGAGGUUGCUCUCUAGGAUUUUAAGUAAUACGGCGUUCCUUUUUGAGGCACACUUUAAGCAUUUUAUUUGACGUCAAUUCUACAUUUAAUGCAUGCCAUCGAAUCAGAGAAGUUAUCGCAAAACCAAAUGCUGAGAAGGAAGAGAAUUUUUUCUCUCUCUUGUUUGCAGUGUUACAGUUCGUCUUGCUCACCAGGAGGCGAGACUGAAACUCUUGAUGAUAGACAAUGAAAAGGCCAAUAAACAGGUUGAACAACCUCAUUUAAUAGUCAGAACACCUCCUCUGAGAGUUCUGCAGCAGUCUCCUUUGUCUUAGCAGCCACAUUAUACUGCAACUGUUCAUUUACUAAAGUCCAAGCAGAGCUUAGCUGCUAAUAUAUUGACUCCCAAACUCAGGUAAAGAUUUAGCAUUUGUUUUAGCAUAUAGGUUAUCUCUUUUGAGGCGUGUCGAUUGUUUCCACCCUGUUCCUGGUUGCUUUUAUUUGAACCCAUUGUGCCAAAUUUAAAUGUAGCAGUUGUAUUCAUCAGGAUGCUACAUUAUUUUUGUAGGUUUGAUAUAGCUUCUGAUAUUUUUCAGAAAUAUGCAACAACCAUGUUGACAAAUUUUACUUAUUGUACAUAAUGUUGUGAACACAUGAAUUAUAAAGAAAAUAUUGUAUUUUUUUAUUCAUUUGUUCAAAUGGUUUUACAGAGAAUAUUGUAUUGUGAAAUAAACUAUUUGUUUACCGUUUAAGA